AUGAGGAAACGUGAAAUCAGUACAUUGUUGCCACGGUUACCCUCAGAGCCCAGGAUGUCGCUGCUCACAAUAAAGAUUGACAAGAUUGGGCUGAAAGAUGCUGGGAAAUGCAUUGAUCCCUACAUGACAGUUAGUGUGAAAGAUUUGAGUGGCAUUGAUUUGAACCCAGUGCAAGACACACCUGUGGCAACCCGAAAGGAGGACACAUACAUUCACUUCAGCGUAGACAUUGAGAUCCAGAGACAUAUCGAGAGACUACCAAAGGGGGCAGCUAUUUUCUUUGAGUUCAAGCACUAUAAACCCAAGAAGGGGUUUACAAGCACAAAAUGUUUUGCCUUCAUGGAAAUGGAUGAGAUCAAACCUGGUCCCAUUGUGAUCGAGUUGUACAAGAAGCCUACUGACUUCAAGAGGAAGAAGCUCCAGCUCCUGACCAAGAAGCCACUCUAUCUCCACCUCCACCAGACGUUGCACAAAGAUUAAUAACCGAGGUCACAGAGUAGAGCACAUCAAGAAAGCAGAAGCGCCACAGAAUUCCACUGUAGUCAUCAGACAUCCAGCAAAGUUUGGUGUACCG
Salvelinus namaycush (lake trout) is the source of this 574-nucleotide messenger RNA. Its product is annotated as axin interactor, dorsalization-associated protein-like. Gene Ontology annotation, biological process: determination of ventral identity. NCBI's taxonomy places the organism in Eukaryota, Metazoa, Chordata, Actinopteri, Salmoniformes, Salmonidae. Gene Ontology annotation, molecular function: phosphatidylinositol binding. Gene Ontology annotation, cellular component: membrane. The coding region runs from base 1 to 480 and encodes 159 amino acids. The transcript is spliced from 5 exons. The record is from RefSeq and is a predicted model, not a curated record.